AUGGGCCACCUCCACCAGACUGUGCUUGAGCUGCCGAGCUCUGUCGCCACGCCCGGCGCCGCUGACCCCGACGCCUUUGCCGAUUCGGAGCGUGCGGCGCUCGCGAGACACCUCAACUGGGCCCUCGCGAGCGACGAGCACGCCUCCGCCUCGCUUCCCAUCGACCCGAGCUGCAGCGCCUUCUUCGGCGCGGUGGCCAACGGCAUCGUUCUCUCCAAGUACGCGCUGCGCGUGGACUCGACGGCGCUCGACGAGCGUGCUCUCAACCUCCCAGGUGAGCGAGGGCAGCUCCUCGGCCGUGAGGAUAUGCUGCAGAAUCAGAGCCUCUGCCUCAACGCGGCGACCGCCAUCGGCUGCGGCGUGCCGGGCCUCACUCCGCAGCAGAUGGUCGACGCGCCUCCGUCGGGCCAGCAGAGGGCACUGCAGCUCGUUUGGAACAUGGUGCGCAGCGCGCUCCUCAACCCGAUCCAGGCGAGCAAGAACCCGGAGAUCCACGGCAUGUUGCUUGCCGGCGAGGACCCGGCCAGCCUCGCAAGGUACAGGCCGGAGAAGGUGCUGCAGCGCUGGGUCAACCACCACAUCCGCGGCUACCUCGAGGCGAGCCCGGAGCAGGCGUCCGUCCCGCGCACCUUCCGCGUCACCAACCUGCACGCCGACCUCGCCGACGGGCUCGCGCUCUCGAUCGUGCUGCACCAGGUGGCGCCGCGCCGCUCAGCUGCGGAGGGCGUCUCGGAAGCGGCGCUCGCCUCGUCAUCGGCCGACGAGCGCGUCAGACUCGCGAUCGAGGCCGCCGAGCUAUGUGGCGUCGAGAUGUUCGAGGUGGAUGCAGCCGACGUCCUCGAGGCACGUCCGCGGAUGCUGCUUGCGUUUGUCGCUGCCAUCUUUCGAACGUGCCCCGGCCUCGACGCGCAAGCCGAACCCGAGGCUCCGGCGAGCAAGCGCGGGAGGCGUGGCAACCGCUCGCAGGAGCGCGAGGAGGCGGCGCUGCGAAUGUGGAUGGCUUCGCUCGGCCUCGGGCUCGAGUCGCUCUCUUCGCUGUAUGAGGACUGCCGGACGGGCGUCGUCUUCCUGCGACUCCUCGACUUUCUCAGACCGGGCGCCGUCGACUGGAGCCGCGUGCUGCUCCAGCCGCGCUCCAUCUACGAGCGGGUUCAGAACUGCAACCGCGCCGUGUCUGUCGCUCGGCAGGUGGGGCUGGUCGUUGCCGGCUUCUCGGGCAAGGACCUCGCCGAUGGCAUCUCGAUGUACAUCCUGUCGAUGGCGUCGCAGCUGAUGCGCACGCACGCGUGCCAGUUCCUCGAGGCGCUUGGGAUGGGCGAUGCCGAUAUGCUAGAGUGGGCCAACUGCCAGAUUAAACGCCACGACGAGGCGAUGCCCAAUCUGCGCAACUUCGCUGACCCGCAGAUCCGUACGGGCGUCUUCUUGCUGAAGCUGCUGCGCUCCGUCGCGCCCGAGUGCGCCCGGGAGGAGCUCAUUCUCUCGGGCACCACCGAGGAGGAGCGCGCACAGAACGCGCGGUAUGCAAUCUCGUGCGCGCACAAGGCGGGCUGCACCGUCUUCGCCACUUGGGAGGACGUGGUCGAGGGGCGGCCACGGAUGAUGCUGUGCCUGCUGGCCGCCAUCAUGGCGGAGGACCUCCGGCGCCACGCGGCUGAGCCCGUUGACAAGGAUCUACCGACGCCGAACCAGAGCUGA
Emiliania huxleyi CCMP1516 is the source of this 1695-nucleotide messenger RNA. RefSeq lists its product as hypothetical. Gene Ontology annotation, biological process: actin filament network formation; actin filament bundle assembly. Gene Ontology annotation, cellular component: actin filament bundle; cytoplasm; actin filament. The transcript has 2 exons. Lineage: Eukaryota; Haptophyta; Isochrysidales; Noelaerhabdaceae. Bases 1 to 1695 code for a protein of 564 amino acids. The record is from RefSeq and is a predicted model, not a curated record. Gene Ontology annotation, molecular function: actin filament binding.